Puccinia graminis f. sp. tritici CRL 75-36-700-3 is the source of this 399-nucleotide messenger RNA. RefSeq lists its product as uncharacterized. NCBI's taxonomy places the organism in Eukaryota, Fungi, Basidiomycota, Pucciniomycetes, Pucciniales, Pucciniaceae. The record is from RefSeq and is a predicted model, not a curated record. The coding region runs from base 1 to 399 and encodes 132 amino acids. The transcript has 3 exons.
AUGCAGGGCAAUAAUCAAGCCUUGGGCAGUCCGACUAAUCGGAUCAACAUCCUGGCCCAUGGAGCGGCAGCGGGGAUGACGAUCAACCGGCCGAAGGCUUCUUCACUGAUUUCGGAGCACGAUGGGCUCACCAAAGUAGUCCAAGGAUGGUUGGCCGGGAUGCUGAAAGUCUGGCGGUUCCGGACGAUGCUGGUGCUCGUUGACAUCGGCUUCUUCUUCACCCAAGUCAGACAAUGGUGGCUUACCAAGGUCCGGGAUGGGCCGUCCUUCUUCACCUCUACCGGUCAGGCCACCAAGAGCAAUAAGGAAGGCUUCGAGGAUCUCUUGCAACGCCAAUUGGAAAACCUUGCUAAGGAAGAAUUCGGCGUGACCCUUGAUGAUUCCGCUUUCAUGGGUUGA